Messenger RNA from Huiozyma naganishii CBS 8797, 618 nucleotides. RefSeq names its product Pml1p (gene PML1). Bases 1 to 618 code for a protein of 205 amino acids. Gene Ontology annotation, cellular component: nucleus. Gene Ontology annotation, molecular function: mRNA binding; protein binding. The transcript has a single exon. Gene Ontology annotation, biological process: maintenance of RNA location; mRNA splicing, via spliceosome. The record is from RefSeq and is a predicted model, not a curated record. NCBI's taxonomy places the organism in Eukaryota, Fungi, Ascomycota, Saccharomycetes, Saccharomycetales, Saccharomycetaceae.
AUGCAGGAAAGCAAUAUGAGUCGCUAUUCCCAGUCAGGUAACUACCACAAAUCCAAUUUUAGGGACCUUUCACCAAGAAGAGCAGUGUUACCUAUAUUUGAACCUUCCGGCCUGUUAGAGCGCGAUGCGCGUGGUAAAAAGGGAACAACUUCAAUGUACACGAAACCAGCGGAUGCAAUUUCGCCUCAUCAAUACUGGGAGGCAACAUACACACCGCCUACAGAGCGACAAAUCUUCAAAGCGGUUUUGCUGAAUCGGAAGAGUAAGAACGUAAUUGCCGAAUAUCGGUUAGAAUCUCAAAGUUGUUAUUUGAUAGGUAGGGAAGUGGGCAGUCACUUGCCUUCAAAUCUACCUUAUGACACUCCUCGUCAACAGUUCUUCUGCGACAUUGGAGUGUCCGAUGAAGGCUGUUCCAAGCAGCAUUGUGUGAUACAAUUCAGAGAGAAGGAUUCAAAAUUGGUGCCUUACAUAAUUGACCUGGACUCUGUCAACGGGACCUCAUUAAAUGAAUCACCGCUUCCAAAAAGUCGGUAUGUUGAGUUGCAUAAUAAAGAUAUAAUAUACUUUUCAGCAGAUGCCACUGAAUCUGCUUAUGAACUAAUGUUUUUGACAGUGUGA